Molecule: messenger RNA, 1966 nt
Organism: Eucalyptus grandis
Lineage: Eukaryota; Viridiplantae; Streptophyta; Magnoliopsida; Myrtales; Myrtaceae
Product: heat stress transcription factor A-1e
Exons: 3
Coding region: 167-1663 (498 amino acids)
Biological process (GO): regulation of transcription by RNA polymerase II
Cellular component (GO): nucleus
Molecular function (GO): DNA-binding transcription factor activity; RNA polymerase II cis-regulatory region sequence-specific DNA binding
Source: RefSeq, a predicted model, not a curated record
CUUCGAAUUCCCAAUUUUUCAGUGGCCGUACUCACUCCCCCACCCCCCGCCCCCUCCCUACCACUGCCCACCCCUCCUUUCCUCCUCCUCCUUCGAGACGAUCCCCUCCUCGAUCUGGCGUCUCCUCCAUCUCGGCUGUUUCCGAUCCUCGCUCUCCCGCUCCCGAAUGGAGGCCGUUCAGGAUGCCGCCUCGGUCGUCACCACCACCACCCCCACCGCCAACGGGGGUGGUGCGGCGGCGAGCGCCAAUUCCCCGCCGCCGUUCCUCAGCAAGACCUACGACAUGGUCGACGACCCCUCCACCGACGCCGUCGUCUCCUGGAGCCGCGGCAACAACAGCUUCGUCGUCUGGAACGUCCCCGAGUUCUCCCGCGACCUCUUGCCCAAGUAUUUCAAGCACAGCAACUUCUCCAGCUUCGUCCGCCAGCUCAACACUUACGGGUUUAGGAAGGUUGACCCUGAUCGCUUCGAAUUUGCAAAUGAGGGUUUCCUUAGAGGUCAGAAGCACCUCCUCAAGAGUAUCAGCAGGCGGAGACCCGCUCACGUCCAGAAUAAUCAGCAACCACCUCAAGCCCAAGGCUCGUCUGUUGGAGCUUGUGUUGAGGUGGGAAAGUUCGGGCUUGACGAAGAGGUUGAAAGACUAAAGAGGGACAAAAAUGUCCUUAUGCAGGAACUUGUUAGGUUGAGGCAACAGCAGCAAUCGACGGAUAACCAGCUGCAAAAUGUCGGGCAGCGUGUUCAGGCGAUGGAGCAGAGGCAGCAGCAAAUGAUGUCAUUCCUUGCAAAGGCCAUGCAGAGUCCUGGAUUCUUUUCUCAAUUCGUAAAGCAACAGAAUGAUACCAACAGGCGCAUUGGUGAAGCUAACAAGAAAAGGAGACUCCCUAGAGAGGAAGAAGAAAAUUCAUCUGUUUGCCAUAAGUUAAAAGCCCCAGGUGGGCAGAUUGUGAAGUAUCAACCUUCCAUGAAUGAAGCAGCCAAAGCAAUGCUACGUCAAAUAUUGAAAAUGAACACAUCUGGGCUUGAACAAUCAUUAACCAACAAUGAGACAUAUUUAAUCGAUCACGUUCCUUCUUCGAGUGCUCUGGACAGUAGGAGCUCCUCAAACCGUACUUCUGGGGUGACCUUAGCAGAGGUUUUACCAACACCCGGGCAGUCUAAGAGUUCAGCUGAUUCAGGCUUUUGUGUCAGUCAUCUUGGUGGGGUUCCUGAUUCACAAUCUUCUUCAUACGCAGCAGAGCAUGUUAAUACACAUCAGACUCAAGAGAUACAUUUGCCAGUGCCGCAGGACAAUGCAGAUCUCCCUGAUGCAAACUUUUUGGUUUCGGAAACUGCAAGUCCUGACUAUCUUGAAACUCUGUCCGCAGCUUUAGAUGGGACCAUGGAUGUCGAGUCAGAUGCUUUUUCUUCUGAACGAGAUGCGGGAAUUAUGCUGGAUGAUGUAACUAAUCUUCCAGCGAUCAGUGAUGUCUUCUGGGAACAGUUUCUUGCGGCAAGUCCACUUACUGCAGACACAGAGGAGAUUAGUUCGACCUCUCAUGAAACUGGCAUCACGAAUGAUCAAGAGUCACACACUAAGGUGGAGAAUGGAUUUGAGAAGGCCCAUUACAUGGAUCAUCUUACCAAACAGAUGGGUCAUCUCACCUCCAACAACGGAACAGGAUGAUAUGUUCUUAUCUACUUUGUACACUGGAUAAUCUCUUCCAGACUAGAGGUGAAUGUUAAUGCAGGAUGCGAAUAACAAAUUAUGCCACCCCUAACUUUCUACGCUCUACACGAGCUGAGGUUGCCCAUAUUAAACCUACUAAACCUGAACUGCAAGUUUACAAUCCAUGGGCUGUUGGUUUCAAUCCCGUUUGCGUGCGCUUUCGCAAAUGUGCCCAUUAAUGUAACAGUAAGUUCACGUUUUCUCGACUUGUGGAGCAUCUGCUUUCUGGCAAAAAUUGGGUAACUUGAGCUUUUUAUUUCA